AUGCCACCGGAGCGGUUUGAGGUUCAGGCGGUGCGUGAGGGUGGGCCCGCGGCAAUCGACCGGCUUGGGUUUUACCUGCUUCGCGAGACCGCCACGCCUGCGCCAGGCGGCCCGUUGCCGAGCGACGAUCGCAGCGCCCGCGCGCGGGAGGAGGAGUUCUGGAUUACCCGCAUUUGCUGCUACAUGCGACUCUCGCUGGAGUUGGAGCGGCACCGCCGCGCAACGGCUGACAGCGAGGACCGCGUUGUGGCGGAGCAGGCGGCGCUUGCGCAGGCGCAGCGGCGCGUAUAUCGUCAAAUGCAGCGCCGCAUACACCGCUUUGGUGGCGUUCGGCAUGAAAGCCUGCGUCGUUUUUUGUGGGGCUUUUUGACCGGCUCGCUGCAGCGCUCGGAGAGUGUGAUGCGGGCGCACCAUGCGACGUACGUCGGGCUCACGAGCUCGCCCCCAGACGCGGAGACGGUGGAGGCGAUUGAGCGGGACUUGAGCCGCACCUUUCCGACGCACUGCCUCUUUGUUGGGGCGGGGUCGGUGGGGCAGGUGGAGCUGCGCCGCGUGCUCUCCGCGUACAGCCGCCUUGACCCGGCCGUGGGCUACUGCCAAGGCAUGGCCUUCGUCGUGGCGCUGCUUCUGCUCCACGCCCCGGAGGAGGAGGCGUUUGGGAUGCUGCUGCACCUCUCCUACGCGCCGGCGUUCCGCAUGCGGGAGAUGUUUCUCCCCGGCUUUCCGCGGCUGCAGGUCUUCCUGGCGGUGCUGCGCCGCCUCAUCGAGCGUCUCCUGCCGGCGCUGCACCGCCACUUUCUGGAGGUUGGCCUGGAUGUCUUUUUCUUCGCCCCGCAGUGGUUCCUCACCCUCUACACGUAUCAGUUUCCCCCCGAGUUUGUUUGUCGCCUGUGGGACCUCUUUUUCGUGGACGGCUGGCGGGUGAUGUUUCAGGCCGCCAUCGCCACCCUGCACGGGGAGCAGGAGCGGCUGCUGUCGCUCGAAAUGGAGGCGGCGCUGCUGUGGCUUAAGGAGUGCCACGAGGGGAAGUCGGCAGAGGAGAUGGUGCAGCGCACCCGCAACGUCCCGCUCGAGGAGGCGGAGUUUCUCUCCAUGCUUUGCGCCGAGGAAGCUGCAGCGGCGGCGCGCGAUGGCCCCAGCUGA
Messenger RNA from Trypanosoma conorhini, 1143 nucleotides. RefSeq names its product rab6 GTPase activating protein. Bases 1 to 1143 code for a protein of 380 amino acids. The transcript has a single exon. The record is from RefSeq and is a predicted model, not a curated record. Lineage: Eukaryota; Euglenozoa; Kinetoplastea; Trypanosomatida; Trypanosomatidae.